This is a messenger RNA of Octopus sinensis (East Asian common octopus), 2686 nucleotides long. RefSeq names its product doublecortin domain-containing protein 2-like. Gene Ontology annotation, biological process: intracellular signal transduction. The coding region runs from base 391 to 2622 and encodes 743 amino acids. The transcript has 11 exons. Gene Ontology annotation, cellular component: microtubule organizing center; microtubule. NCBI's taxonomy places the organism in Eukaryota, Metazoa, Mollusca, Cephalopoda, Octopoda, Octopodidae. The record is from RefSeq and is a predicted model, not a curated record.
AUAUACAUACGCAACAAUUUAGUACAUUCAUACAUACGCAAAACUUUAAAACAUAUAUAUAUAUAUAUACUCGCAAAAACUCAAUGCUUAUCACCAAAUUUUUCUCCUGUCAUUUAAUUUUGAUUUCGUUUCCUAAUUUAUAAAGUUAAUUAAAUUUCUAAAAAGAAAAUUAGGAUAAUUUUACGAGUGACUCUCGUAGUCGUGGUAGUAGUAGCAGAGGUGGCCCGGCAGCUGUAGAGGUAAUAGAAGUGGUUGUAAUUGGUUUUAGUAGCACCUGUGAUUGGAAAGUACCUGUGAUAGUAAGACACCUGUAGUUGUGGUACCUUCGUUGGCAAGGUACCUGUGAUAGGAAGGUGGUGGUGGUCUUGGCGGUUGUUUGUUGCAAGGCCGAUGGCGAAAGCGGCCAAUGCCCAGGAGUCCGAAACGACUGAAGUGAAAAAUGUCCAAAUAUUCUGUAACGGUAACAAGUUCGCCCCUCCCAGACACGUGGUCGUCAAUACGAGGCAUAUUCGUAAUUUCGACAACUUCCUCGAUGAACUCACUAGGAUUUUAAACCCUUUACAAGGGGCCAUUCGGCGCCUGUACACGCCGGUGAGUGGCAACUCCGUCGAAGAUACGAGAGAGCUACAAGAAGGUGGAGGUUACGUGGCGGCCGGCAAAGAAAGAUUCAAAAAACUCAAUUAUUUUGAAAUACAACCAAUAUCUCCAAGACGAACAAAAGGACCAAAAUUUCCUUAUUUUGAUAUAAAACCAGUGACCCACAGUCAGUUUCGUGUUUCAGGAAAAGUGAAAAAAAUUAAUAUCCAAAGCAAGAAAAUUGUAGUGUUUCCUAAUGGCCAGUUCUUUCUACCACCAUCCAUUAUUGUUCUAAACCAAACAGAACAGACGUCCAUGGAUACAGUCAUGCAUUCAGUUGGCAUCAAAGUUGAUUUACCCCAGGGUGGCUUUCCAGAACGGUUGUACACUUUGGAUGGUGACCGUGUGGAUCACACAGACAAAGUCACUAACGGUACCAUGUAUGUCGCUGCUUCACACCGAGAGAAGUUCAAACCCGGUCCCUAUGGCCCUUACAUGAGGAUGGGGCCUCUUAAAUUCCCAUUACGCUUGACUCCACUAAACAGGAAGAAAUACGAAGCCAAAGGCAGUGACAGCGAAAUAUCUCAAGAAAAUUCUACAUCUUCCGAUUACAGUUCUUCGAAAAGGUCAAGGAAAUCUCGAGCUACAGUGCGAGAGAACGAGAACGGGGUGUUCCAUGUCCGACAGGCAAGACGGAAGAAAAGUCCAGAAAAGGCUCCAGCCAAGCAACCAGAUUAUGACCGAGAUCAAGGAGGCGUUUUCAAGGCAAAAGACAAGAAUCCAGAAACCCGACAUGCCAAUGUCGUGUCUGAGAGUGCUGACACCAAGAUGGAGGUACCAGUAGACAAUAUGGCCGCUGAACAGAUUAAUGAAGAGAAGUUGAGUGAUAAGGAAUCUCGCAGUAAAAACACUUCCAUAAAGAAAUCAGAAAAAGAACAGAAAAAGACAAAUGAAGUUUCAGGCAAUCAAAGAACCAAAAACCAAAAGAAUGCUGAUGUUUCUCCUAGCAAAAAAACCACUGCAAAUAACGGUGAGUCUGCUAAAGACCAAAUUUCGGGGCAAGCAGCACCAGAUGCGGGAUUAGGGAAUUCAACAUCAUCCUCCAAGGACUCUGAUCAAAAGAACACCACCACUGAUGCUGAGGGAGAGAAGAAAGCCACUGAUGAACCAAAGAACUCAAAGACAGUCGGGAAAUCUGAGGAAUCCCUUGCAGACAAUCACGCCAACACACCGCCACCAGGGCAAUUCUUUGCACAAGAAGAAUCAAAUAAACAGGUAGGAGAUGGUAGUUCAUCCGACUCUUCGAAAGCGUUCAAUAAUGAUGGUGGAGCUGCUCAGAAUGAUGCCAAGGAUAAUGAUGACCGAGUCGAGAGUCCAGAGGUGGAACCAACGAAAGACAGCAGAGCUGAAACCAAUGACAGCAAUGCCAAAGCAGAUGACCAAAGAAUAUCCGACAAUCAAACAUCAAACAAUGAAUCUCCCGUGUCUGAACCCAAUGCAGUUGAGAAAGAUCCUUUUGAAAGCUCUGUUUCACCUGUAGGUGACGCUGACGGAAGAGAAGACUCUUUCUCGAGUAACAGGACAAAGAGUGAUGACAAUCUGAACGAUAAACAACCUGAACAGGAGCCGGAGAAUAAGAAUGCUCAAAACAAUCAAGGUUCAUCUGGAGACAAAAGCAAUACGAAAGACGCCGAAGAACUGGAUAAACCCCUGAGUCCACAGGGACAAGAUGCCGUAAACAGCCCACCACUUGAGUCAAGUGUUGACCGAGAGCGCUCACCAUCGGUACAGUCCCCACAGCUUUCAGAAUCCCUUACGAGCGACCAGUUGUCGGAGAGCAAAGCGCAGGACAACAACAGCAGUGAAGUUCUGAAAGACGACAAAAAUGCUUUGAACAGCAGCCAAGAUGUGAACAACGUAGCAGAUAUUCAACAGAAUGAAAGCCACAACAACAACACCGGGAAUUCCAAAGAACUGGAGAAGCAAUCAAAUCCAAAUGCUGAUGAGAAAAAUCCACCCAAAGUCCCAGCUUCAAAUAAUGGCUAAACACACCUCAACAUAUAUAUAAUAAAUAUAUAUAUAUAUGUACAUACAUAUGUGUAUAUAUAUA